GCCAGCCUUGCAGGAUGACAUCAUGCAAGCCAACGCAUACUGAGGUCUCUGUUAUUAUGCCUGAUCACAAUUAGCCUACACAACACUUUCAUGGUAACUUGUUGUUUUACUUUGUCUUAUUUUUUUUCCCUUUUAAUGUUUACAGUAAAUAAUUGAGUAAAUAAUUAUGAUAUAAUCAGAUGUCGUUUUUGGAAAGAGGCUGUCUGAGUUAAGUAGGUGCACUCGGUUUAGUAUGCGCAACAUAUUGUACACUAGCCCACUUCAGAUAUUUUGAUUGGGCCACAGGAAAAGAGCGAGGUAUUGAGUAUUAUCACCAUAAGUUACCAUCAGCUUUGACCCAUUGUCUGUAUCUGGUGCUUGAUUGAUAGCAAGAUGUGGUAGGUAUGAUGUGUUGUUUAGCUAUAGAUUUUGAACCGUCAAUGCUGAGCCGCACUCCGGGAUUUGAUGCAUUGUAAAUCGCGUGCACACAGUUUUAACACGGUCCUAGGGCGCCCAAGUCGCGCCUCUCUCUUUGUGGCUGUAGAAAGAAGAUGGCUCCCGUUCUGGAGAAGAAGCUCCUGGGCGCAGCCGGGGCAGGCGACACUAUGGAAAAUAGCAACGAAGACGAGGAAGGACAAAACCUAUGGCAAGUUCAAGUACUCGUGAUUUACAAUGUGUUGUUUUCUGUAACGGAAAAGCUUUUUUACUAACUUGUUUAAUGUGCUUUGUCACUGCCGGGUGCUCUCAUCAAAACGGUCCCGGAUGCCUUCAAAACAGUUAACUAGCUAACGUAGUUACGAUAGCAAACGUUCGCUAGGCUACACAACUUCGCUUAAGUUAGUUAGUGUAGCUACAUAACUAACCAGUUACAAUAACAAACGAGACAAACGUAUAGAUAACUAGGCUAGCUAACCAAUAUUCACACCAAAUAAAUAUUACUAGCAGGCGCGUUAGCUAGCUAACUAUCUAGCCAAGUUAUUGUCGUCUGAUUGUGCAGGACCAAAGAAUGUAGUUAGCUAACGUUAACUAGCUUAGCCACAUUAAUUUUUGGUCAUUGAUAAUUACAGUUACAGCUACAUAACUAGCUAUGUUUUAAUAUUGCCAAGCCAGUCAAACUUUUUUAUUUUAUAAAAUGUACAAAAUUAAGAAACUAUAUAGCUAGCUAGCUAUGAUCAGUGACAACUGACUCACGUUAACGUUACCUGGGUGACUUGACACAUGGCAAGUUGAUGCUGACACUCAAAAGCUUAUUUGACAAGGUAGGCUAAUUACCAUAACAAGUGAUAGCUAGCUAACGGUCUUGGUAGCCAGACAGACACCUACCAGUAGGCUAUGUGUUAGGCCUAGGCUACUUCAUUUCAUCAUGUGAUAGCUAGCUAUCAAUCUAAUUGCAUUGUUAUUUCCUUCAGGACUUCAAUUCUCAGUGAGGUUUCAACACGUUCAAGUUCUAAGUUGCCAUCCGGGAAGAACAUAUUGGUGUUUGGUAAGUACAAAUCCAUAGCCUUCAGUAACUUUUAAUCAUGCCGAAAGAGAGAAGUAGCUGAUUUUCAGGAGAGGUUGCAUAUAAAGUUAUACAGAUAAUAAAUGUUGUCUUAAGUCAAAUCAACCAAAUCAUAACAAUAACAUGACAAUAACCCAUUUGUGCGGAAAUGUUUCAGGUGAGGAUGGGUCAGGAAAGACAACGAUUAUGGCAAAACUCCAAGGAGCAGAGCAUAGUAAGAAAGGAAGAGGCCUGGAGUAUCUGUAUCUGAAUGUCCACGAUGAGGACAUAGAUGGUAAGUUCCCUGUGUCAGUGGAAAAAAAUGCAAGCGUACAUGGGUUAGGCUACAUGUUAUUUUUUGCGUGACCGUAAAUCUCUGAAUUUUUGCAGACCUUACACGCUGUAACGUGUGGAUCCUGGAUGGGGACUUGUAUCACAAAGGCCUGCUAAAGUUUGCAGUGACAGCAGAGUCGCUGAACGACAGCUUGGCAGUGUUUGUGGCAGACAUGUCAAGACCCUGGACCAUCAUGGAGUCGCUCCAGAAGUGGGCCAGCGUGCUGCGUGAUCAUGUGGACAAGCUCAAGAUCCCACCAGAGGAGAUGAGAGAGAUGGAGCUGAGGAGUAAGUAGUGCUGAAUCAUCUACUUCCCGUUGGCUGCUGCGACAAAGUGUCUGUGGGGUUGAUUGUCCAAGCAAAGGCCAGUCCUAACAUUGAGCCGUGUUUGUUUGGCAGUCAGACAGUGGAGGUGAUGAUAAUUGCUGCCCUUAAUGUUGCGAGAUGCUUGUUGCUUGUGUAGCUGAUGGCAUGGUUUAGUUUGGCAAGUGUCUGCAGCAUAGUGAACAUCCCAGACAGAGCCAAUGAGAUGGAUGCUUACAUAACAGAUUUAGGCUACAGUUUGGAUGCUGGCUGGUUUUUCAUUUAAACUAAAAGGAAGGGCAGUACAAAGCACAGACACUGAAGUAUAAAAUUACACAUUGUCAUCAGAAAGGCCCAUGAUUAUCAGCUGUGUUCAGUCAUGAUGACCAAAAGCCUGCUCUGUUGAUCACUCCUGAUAAUUUUAGAAAUGAUCAUGAAGUGCUCUUUUGUGCUCUGAAGUUGCAUGCUCUUACAAGAGCCUGGGGUUAUCUGACAUUCUCUUGAUCAGAGGAUCAAAAGGAUGAUGUUUCUGUAGGCUAAAAAGCUUUGAGGUAAGGUAGCACAUUACUGCAUUCUACGCAAAUAUUGGGAAUAUUUUGCAUAAUCUGAAUGCUUCUACUGGACCAAUAAUCAGUGAUUUACUGAUUCUAUACUGUAGGCUAAAUUACAUAAUGUUGGUAGAUGAAGACUUGGUUUGACUUUUCUUUCUCAACAUAGGGAGGAAAGCGUUUGCGUAGAUGUCAAGCCUUGUUUUUCAUUUUGGAUUGUGUUGUACUAGUAAAUACGUUUACUUUGUGUAGGUCUAAUUUUGGCUAGUGGUGUUUGCUGAUAUCCAACACAAGUAGCCAGGCUGGCAUAUGCUCCCUGCCAAACUCUUUUGUUGAAUACACGCCCACCCACAAACAGUUCCAGCUUUUCUAUCUAGGAGAGUAGCAUAUCAUCCAGGCAGUGCUCAUCUUUCAGGAUGUCAGUAAUGAUGUCAUCACUGCACAUGUCCGACUAGAUAACAUUGUAUCCUUAUUAACAUUAAAGAAAACAAAAAAAAUUAAGUAAUAUAGAUCAACUUACAACAAAGAAUAACUUUAUUAACAUUGUUUUUAGUCUGUAACAGAAAAUACUUAAAGUUCAUCAAUUUGCCUGAAAUAAAAUAAAAAAUUCAAACCUUAUUUAAACUAAAAAAUUUUGACCAUUUGAUACUGAAAAACUAAAUUAAAUAUAAUCAAUAAAUAAUACAUUCAAAUUGAUCAGCAACAUUAACUUAGGAGCACAAUAUAUGAAACACUUUUACCUAUAAAACAAAAAUGAAUAAAACAAUUUGUGCUGAUUUCAGGAUUAAUGGCUACAAUGAGCACGUUUUGCAGUGCACUGCUUUUCGAAGCGGGGUUUGAAGCAUUACAUUUACAUUUUAGUCAUUUAGCAGACGCUCUUAUCCAGAGCGACUUACAGUUAGUGGGUGCAUACAUUUUCAUACUGGCUCCCCGUGGGAAACGAACCCACAACCUUGGCGUUGCAAGCGCCAUGCUCUACCAACUGAGCUACACGGGGCCAAGCAUGAUACUGCAACUCUCAGCUCCUGCUCAAUGUUUAGCUGGGACCUGUACUUUGUCUUCAGUGCAGCAACAGCAGAGAAGCCAGUCUCACAAAGAUAAGAUGUUGCAAAAGGAAGAAGAAUGCCCAUGGCCCUCUGCCCUAAGAGUGGAUACUGCCUCUCUACACUCAGCCAGAAUUCACUCAGUGUCUGUGAUGUGAACCUCAGUCUCAAUGUGGAGUCAGACGUCAUAUCAAUGAACUGGUCCUCCUCUGCAGAGCUGAAACCAGUUGGAGCUGGUGCAUUGAAAGGAUCUCUCACCCAGUCAUAUUGGGAACUGUUUUCAGGGAAGUACUUUUUAAAGAAUCCCAUCAGUGAUGAAAUAUGCUCCUUAAUAUAUGGAAUCACUGAGGUGGCAUCAUAGUCAGUAGUGUCAACAAAUCCAUGCAGGUUCUCGAAUGAAUCAGUAUUUCCUUCAUCAAGUCGCCUGUCCCACAUUGCAAGCGUUCAAGUGAAAGAGCUGAACUUGUCUGUGACCUGAGGUGUUUCUUUCAUUUACAUUUUAGUCAUUUAGCAGACGCUCUUAUCCAGAGCGACUUACAGUUAGUGAAUACAUUUUUUAUACUGGCCCCCCAUGGGAAUCAAACCCACAACCCCGGCGUUGCAAACGCCAUGCUCUAUCAACUGAGCUACAUCCCUGCCGGCCAUUCCCUCCCCGGGACUCGGGACAAGACUUCCCGGGACUCGGGACAAAAACUCGGGACAAGACUUUUCCUCGUGACAGCCACCUUGCUUCACUGUGAAACAGCACAGCUUGAUGUUCAGCUCCCAUCUCCUCACAGAUAGCAGAGAAGACUCUUGUUUUUAGUGGUCUGGUGAUUGGGGUGUAUCAGCGUGAUUGGGGUGUAAUGUCUUUAAGUGACGCCUUAAUUUAUUUGGCUUCAUGCUGUCCGCUGCCAACAUUUUUAAAACACAGUAAACAUACCGGUCUUUCCUCGUCUCCCACAGUAGUCGCAGUGAAGCCAAGCGCUACAUACGCUUCGUCAUAUUUCCUUGUCUUAGCUUUCGGGAGACUUACGUUUGUCUCAUCUCCGUCUCUCUCCGCCUUUCUUUUCAUCCCUGUUAAAUAUUUUUCCAUGGUGUCUCUUAAGGGUUUGUUAUCUGCACUUCAUAUCUCCUGCUCUGUGCUGUGUGCUCUUGUUCGGUGCAAAAAAAACCUACUCCCUGCGGCGGCAAAAAAGCAUGUUCCCCGGGGUCACACGCGCCCCCCUGGCAUCGCUCAGAGCCCCCCACUAUUUGAGAAGGACUGGACUAGUGCGACAUAUCCAAAGGGAGGAGGAGGCAUGGCCGGUGUCCAGGUCCAGGCACUCUUACAGCAGUGUUGCAUCAUGGUUUCUUUUGACACCAGAGUGAGUCUAAGCAUGGAAGGGAUAUCGAGUGGGCAGGAUGUUCUGGCCCAGUUGAAACUGGAGCAGCUUGAUGGUGCUCUCAAGCAGAACCAAUCCUUGCUGUAUCAUGCACUGAAAUAACACAAAGCAACAGUUUUCUAUUCACAACUGUUGUUAUCAGGAUUCAGCAAUAUCUUUCUGUUAUGUCUCUGCAUUAUAGGCCACAAAGCUGAAGGGUCUUGCAGGAGCAACCCGGCAAUUAUGCUUCAAAUUGGUCAUAAAGUCAUAUCAAGGCUAAUGCUUACACUGUAAAGCUAUUUGGCCCCACCUAUAUUUGUACUAGAAUGAUUAAGUGGGCAAGGUUGAACAAUGGAUGAUUCACGCUCUUGUCUCUGCCUGUCCUUCUGAUUUUAAAGUGGUGUCUGAAAUGAUGAGAAAUCUGGAUUUAUUACUGUACAGAUGAAGGGUGACCACUGCACCUUUCUGACAGGCACUUUACUGUUAUUACCUCAGUAAAGACGUUUUGCCGCUCAGCCGGGUUUAUGUAAGAAAUGUAGGCCUAACCUAUGUAUGUCACUCCCACCAAGGCAGUCUACCAAAAUAUCCAAGGAGAAAAAACAUAGCUCAAUGGCUGAGCAGUGCCUGCCUAAGAAUGUGUUCUUCAAGGAAUACCAUGUGAGCGAUGCAUUUUUUUUUGUACACCCAGUUAUUUGAGUUCUUUGGAUACAAUUGUUUGUCCAACAGUCUAAAUGCCAUAGCGUUACACUAAGGCAAUUGCACAUUUGUAUCUUUUGGUUUGUCUUUGUUGAGUCUGUUGCAUCCAGGCUCAGCUGGCCCCCUGUAGCUUUAGCUGGCACAGAUCAGAGCAGUCUGAUCCCAUCCCUGCUCCCAAUCAGCUGGAGUUUACAUCACAGGGCCCAGUCCAGGCAGCCCAGCACCCUAAGGGUUGUUCUGUUCAGUUCCUGGUGGAGGAAAGUGCUGUAGCAACACUGGCUCUCUGGGUCAGCCGUAACCACAUUCCUCAGGUUCCUGAGGAAGGGGAAGUGCCUUCCCAGACCACUACUCACAGCUAAUGUGCUGGGAUGCAUACAGGGGACAGACUGCCAACACAGCUACCUGCAGCAGUGACCUAUUGGGAGUUAUGCUUCUGCUUUAUACCAAAAUAGACCUUAUGAAAAUAGACCUAGACUUUGUUGUGUUUUGCAGUCUCAAUAUAUGGAUCCAUCAUUCUCUUACUAAUCAUGUUAUUAAAGCUCUUUAGGGUAUAAAUAUAUUAGCGAGUCGUACUAAAAGGUUAGUUAUUUGUGUGUAAAACACAGUGGGAGUUAUUCUCCAGUCUGGGCAGUGGAGCUAGCUGGAGCAGGCAGGAGAGGAAGUGCUGUCAGAUCAGCUCAUGUCUACAGACCUGGUGCAGCAAGCUCUGGAGCUCAGUGAGAAGGUAUGGGGAACAGGGAGUGUGAGUGGCUGAGUGCAUAGCCAAGGGUAAGACUCCAGUCCUUCCCUACAGGAGAGGAAAGCAGAAACUCAACAUCUGUUAAGAAUGGGGACUAAAUGUUUUCCAUGUCAGGUCACUUGGCCUUUAAUAACUCAGGCCCGUAGUUAUGGAGUACCCAUUUGUGACGCUGUCCUGCAUGCUUUAAUUCAAUCAGAAGAAAAUAUACAGUGCAUUCGGAAAGUAUUCAGACCCCUUCCCUUUUUCCACAUUUUGUUACGUUACAGCCUUAUUCUAAAAUUGAUUUAAAUGAAAAUUUUUCCUCAUCAAUCUACACACAAUAACCCAUAAUGACUAAGCAAAAACAGGUUUUUAGAAAUGUUUGCAAAAGUAAAAAAACAGAUUACCUUAUUUAAAUAAGUAUUCAGACCCUUUGCUAUGAGACUCGAAAUUGAGCUCAGGUGCAUCCGGUUUCCAUCGAUCAUCCUUGAGAUGUUUCUACAUCUUAAUUGGAAUCCACCUGUGGUAAAUUCAAUUGAUUGGACAUGAUUUGGAAGGCACACACCUGUCUACAUAAGGUCCAACAGUUGACAGUGCAUAUUAGAGCAAAACCAAGCCAUGAGGUCGAAGGAAUUGUCCGUAGAGCUCCGAGACAGGAUUGUGUCGAGGCACAAUCUGGGGAAGGGUACCAAAACAUUUCUGCAGCAUUGAAGGUCCCCAAGAACACAGUGGCCUCCAUCAUUCUUAAAUGGAAGAAGUUUGGAACCACCAAGACUCUUCCUAGAGCUGGCCACCCAGCCAAACUGAGCAAUCGGGGGAGAAGGGCCUUGGUCAGGGAGGUGACCAAGAACCCAAUGGUCACUCUGACAGAGCUCCAGAGUUCUUCUGUGGAGAUGGGAGAACCUUCCAGAAGGACAACCAUAUCUGCAGCACUCCACCAAUCAGGCCUUUAUGGUAGAGUGGCCAGACGGAAGCCACUCCUCAGUAAAAGGCACAUGACUGCCCGCUUGGACUUAGCCAAAAGGCACCUAAAGACUCUCAGACCAUGAGAAACACGAUUCUCUGGUCUGAAACCAAGAUUGAACUCUUUGGCCUGAAUACCAAACGUCACGUCUGGAGGAAACCUGGCACCAUUCUGUGAUAUAUGGUGGUAGGUGGCAGCAUCAUGUUGUGGGAAUGUUUUUCAGCAGCAGGGACUGGGAGACUAGUCAGGAUCGAGGGAAAGAUGAAAGGAACAAAGUACAGAGAUCCUUGAUGAAACCUGCUCCAGUGCGCUCAGGACCUCACACUGGGGGGCGACGGUUCACCUUCCAACAGGACAACGACCCUAAGCACACAGCCAAGACAACGCAGGAGUGGUUUCGAGACAAGUCUCUGAAUGUCCUUGAGUGGUCCAGCCAGAGCCCGGACUUGAACCCGAUUAAACAUCUCUGGAGAGACCUGAAAAUAGCUGUGCAGCGACGCUCGCCAUCCAACCUGACAGAGCUUGAGAGGAUCUGCAGAGAAGAAUGGGAGAAACUCCCCGAAUGGAAUAAACUCAAGCUUGUAGGGUCAUGCCCAAGGAGACUCGAGGCUGUAAUCGCUGCCAAAGGUGCUUCAACAAAGUACUGAGUAAAGGGUCUGAAUACUUAUGUAUAUGUGAUAUUUCUGUUUUUUAUUUUGUAUACAUUUACAAUAAUUUCUAAAAACCUGUUUUUGCUUUGUCAUUAUGGGGUAUUGUGUGUAGAUUGACGAGGGGGGAAAAAACGAUUUAAUCCAUUUUAGAAUAAGGCUGUAACGUAACAAAAUGUGGAAAAAGUCAAGGGGUCUGAAUACCUUCCGAAUGCUCUGUAUGCUCUCUAUAAAACCUGUGUUAAAUCAUGUAAAGAUUAUUGAUCCUCCAAAUGAAAAAGGUGCAUUGCGGCUAGCCUAACCAAUGCGGCCGUCCCCUGUCUGCCCCACAGUGGUGAAGGCCUUCCAGGAGUACACAGAGCCGGAGGGAGCCGACCCAGCCUCUCCCCAGAGACGGGCUCCCCCAGCAGGGGGGGAUGACGAGGGCGUGGUGCUACCGCUCGGGGACAACGUACUCACACACAACCUGGGCAUUCCAGUACUAAUCGUUUGCACAAAGGUAAGUUGAGGCUGUCUGGUUGAAUAUAGGUACCUGAAAGAAGUAGCCUACCAUUUUUAGGCACCAGUAUUGAAAUGAAUAGCCAAUUUUUGUACUGAAAGAUUUUAAACAACACUGAGCCUCAGGCUCCACAUGGGCCCACAACUAACUAGUACACAGUUGACUCACAGUUGACUCUCCACUCUGGCAGUCCAUUUCACGGUUGGUGCCUGAUCAUCACUCAUCUUGUGUUGUUGGUUUUUAGUGUUGCCCGUGAGGCAGCAUCUUCAGCCCAUGAAAGCACCACAUUAUUCCAUGUCCAUGAGCUUCUGGCAAAUGGCUGCUUUAAAAGAACACAGUCAUCAGUAAUUCACAUGCUAGUCAUGACGAGGACGAGUGAAAUGUGUUUUCACGGCUCACUGUUUUUGUGUUUCUCUUCUGCCUUUAGGGAGGAAAGGGUUAUUUCACUCCUGGGGAAUUCAUCUUGGUCUUUUGUACAGUUUGUUGAACAUACUCUCAGAGCAUUAGUGAAGUGUCCUCUCCAGGCACUAUACAUAGGGAUUUUGUGGAUUUGAAGUGUGGUAUGUCUUUGAAGAGACUGCUGUCAUUUGGUGUUCCAUAUUUUCAGACUAUUUGCUGUAUUUUCUAAAUCCAUUAUGUCAUGGAUUUUGAUCAUGACAGAUUCAGUGAGAACUAUACAUUGCACCACCUGCUGCAGUUUACGAAGUUAUAAGGAAUGUGAAUACCAGUUUACUCGCUGACACAUACACAGGUUAAAUGGUGAAUCAUGCUAGCAGAUACCAUAGACUUCCAGUCAUUGUGCUAACGCCAGUUAGCACUGGCUCGCGAAACUAUCUCUAACUUCCUUCAUACUGGACACAGAGACAUAAAAAAUGGUAUCCACGAGUUCAUCUGACUCUGGGAAAGUAGAUAAAGAGCCUCAUUGCCAAAAUCCCGAAGUAUCCCUUUGUCCCACAGAGUGUGGCACUUGGGUAUGUAUAUUUAAUGACCGGCUCCUGCAUAUUUAACCAGGCCUGCUGUCUUUUCUACUGACGUUUUUUAUUUCAGGAAGUAGCUAGCCUGGCAUUUCCUGAGUCAUGCUCAGCCAGUCAGCCUUGUUGUUGUCAAGGUUCCCAUCUUGUGGUCACUGUGGGGAAGUGUAUCUGUGUGUGAGAGACAGGGUGGUGCCUGCCUGCCGGGUUUUACUGUUCCUUCCUGGAGGGAGGGAAGGAGAGAGUUUUCUUGCUCCAGUUGUAGCCUAAUUGCUGUGUACUUCUCUUUCUCUCGUUCUUCUCUCGUUCUCUCCCCAAUUCAAAGGGUUUUAUUGGCAUGGGAAACACAUGUUUACAUUGCCAAAGCAAGUGAAAUAAACAAUCAAAAAUGAACAGUAAACAUUACUUUCAAAGGAAUCGAGACAUUUCAAAUGUCAUUAUGGCUAUGUGCAGUGUUCUAACGAUGUCUCUCUCUCCACAGUGUGAUGCAGUCAGUGUUUUAGAGAAGGAGCACGACUUCAGAGAGGAGCACUUCGACUUCAUCCAGUCCCACAUCCGACGAUUCUGCUUACAGUGUAUCCUUUCCACUCAAACACUUAACACUCCCCCUUGUUAGAAUGACAGGCCCCACCAUAGAGAUACAAUAUCAUAAUAGUGUUCUAUUUAAUUUUGUGCCCUAUCAUGUCUCUGCAUGUUCCUUAAUCCCACCUGACAGAUGGAGCUGCCUUGAUAUACACCUCCGUCAAAGAGGAGAAGAACCUGGACCUCCUCUAUAAAUACAUAGUGCACAAAAUAUACGACUUCCAGUUCACCACGCCUGCCUUAGUGGUGGAGAAGGAUGCUAUUCUGAUGUAAGUGAAUGCUUUAUGCUCUGUUAGGUGCUCACAUAUUGAGGUAACAGAGACAAAUGAAAUCAGUAUUUUCCAUCUUGUGAUUUGGCCUUUCAUUUCCUCAAAAAUAAAAAGGAGGUUAAAAUCUUAACAUUUAAGUCAUUUAGCACAGGGGUUCCCAAACGUAUUCACUCGGGGCCCUCCCUUCCAGCGUUGGGGAACAUCCCGCGCCACGUCUAUUUCUAUGGGCACAAGCAACGUUUGUGACAGACUUUUCACACCCCUCUUGUUGGAGAGAAUUUUGCAGGUUUAAAACGUAUUUCCUGCAAUUCUACACAUUUUGUUAUGGGGUGCAAAGAACAUUUUCCCGUUUUAAAGCUAAUCUUCUUGCAAUUCUAUAUAUUUUUGCCAUGUCUAAUGUGUAGUCGUGAUAUUUGAGUGACAUAAAAAUUACAACAAUAUCUAUGGGCUAAAAUGUAAUUUAAAAAAAAAAAACGUUAGCUGACAUGGGCUAGUUGAUCUGGACAUUUCUGAUAAGUUAUAAAUAGCUUUCUAAGGUAUGCGAUGACUAACGGGGGGGGGGGGGGGGGGGGGGGGGUUACUGGCCCAACGCUCUUAAAAGCUAGGCUAUCUGCCCCCAGAUAUGACUGGUGGACAGUUCUGAAGUUAUAUGAACAUGUACUGUAUUGUCUUUGAAGGUUAUUUUAACAAGCUGUUGGUUACAUUUACAUUUUAGUCAUUUAGCAGACGCUCUUAUCCAGAGCGACUUCCAGUUAGUGAGUGCAUAUAUUUUUCAUACUGGAUCCCCGUGGGAAGUGCUCGAGUAUCAAACAAAACUAUUUUCUUUUCCUAGACCAUCUGGAUGGGACAAUGAGAAGAAGAUUGCAAUUUUGCAUGAGAAUUUCACAACAGUGAGACCUGAAGACCCCUUUGAAGAAUUCAUCAUGAAGCCUCCAGUACGGAAGGUAGGCUCAUGAGAUUUCUACAGAUAAGAGACAUUACUUGGCAUUUUACUCAUUUUCCUUAUGCAUCUCCCUUGGUUUGACAUUCACGCCUUCUCUCUCCAGCUGGUUCAUGAUAAGGAGGUCAACGCGGAGGACGAGCAGGUGUUCCUUAUGAAGCAACAGGUAUGUGUGUUUGUUUACAUUCUGGAACACACAGUUCUGGGAUGCCUUUCAUGUUUGCAAUUCCAUGUUAUCUCCUCUUCUAAAGAUGCACACUAGAUGGUAGUGAUCUGAGAAAAAAAUGAUUGGUUUUGUUCAAAGCUAUGAUUGUGGAUAGUGAAGCCAGUUUCAUUUUAUUAGCCUUUCCCAGGCUUCAAAGCCUGGGGUUCCUAUUCUGCACUUCCUCACUGGCCAAUCAGGAGCCUGAGAACUCCCAGGGCUUAAGCAUAAUUGGUUUCUGAGAGGUCACGUGGUUGCCUCAGGGCAAAGAGCGCUUUCUCUUUGUGCUGGGCUUCAAGUCCCUGUUAGGUUAAGCUACCAGUGUCCAUCCAGACAGUGUUUGUUUCUACUAUGCCCAUAAACUGUGAUGUAAGAAAGUGUUUCUGGGAAUGUUAUGGGGGUUGGAAAAUAUAAGAUAAAAAUGCUGAAUUCUUUUGGGCCCAAUUUAUUUCAGGAAAAAUAUGUGAAAAUAAAAUUGAAUUGUCUCACAUCCAUUUUAUUUUUGUCUGUUCUUAAGUCUUUGCUGGCCAAGCAGCCGGCCACACCAACAAGAGGAGCAACAGUAAGUGUGAUAACAUCAACCACACUUUUUUACAUUUCUUGACCACAUUUUCUUGACAAAUGAGUGUUUGAUGACAGUCAAUUCAUCAAAAGGAGCCAUGAUUUAAUUGAAUUUGCCUCACUGUACUCUGCUCUCUGUCUUCUGUCUGUGUUUCAGGAAUCUCCUGGACGGACUGCUUCUGGCUCUCCUCGGCCCACUGGCCGUACAGGCCCUACCAAUGUGGCCAGCGUCUCGCCAAUGACCGCAGUCAAGAAACCUGACCCCAACAUGAAGGGUAAGUUGGACCACUGGAACUUACUGCCCACCUUUAUUUUUACAGAGCACCAUGGAAACUGUUGAAUGAGAACUGGUAGUAAUUUGGGCAACACUUUUUUUUGUUGUUGGAAGUGUAUGACUGCUGUGUAACCACUGCCCCCCUGAGGUAGCUAUUGAAAUAAUUCCAUAAACAAUGGAUUCCUGCACACCUCCGGCCGCUGGCCUUGCUUCGGGAGAAAUAUAUACAUUUUCUCCAUUAAGCUCAGUGGGGGAGCCGUGCAUACCAGCGUAAAUAGAUCUGCUUAAAUUAAACCAAAUUUAAUUGAGACCUGCAUCCCCCACCCUGUAGUUGGUUGCUGUUGGCAAGGACAUGUAGGGAGGAAAGGAUUUGGAUACGCUAUACGAAAAUGGACAGUUAAUCCUCUAGGAAAGCAUGUGCAUUGAAUUAUAUCAAUCGUGUUCCAGUUAAAGUAUGAUCCUGUAUGUGCACUGAUAAUGUUUUUUUAUGAUGAAAUGAUGAAUAUCAUGAUCAUACAGUAGUAACUGUUGCGUGCCUGAAUUGUAUGGAAGAAAUAGAUUUCUCCUUUAAAUCUCAUGGUUCUGAUCCUAAGGGAUGCUCGUCUCAUGUGUUUGUGUCUCAGGAGCAGCAGCAAACGAGGGAGUUUUGGCCAACUUCUUUAACAGCCUUUUGAGUAAAAAGACUGGGUCCCCUGGGAGUCCAGGCACCGGAGCUGCAGGAGCAGGAUCUCCAGGAUCAGUCAAGAAAACAGGUACAGUCUCCUCUGGCCUGGCCAUCCAGGGCGUCACUGGCUUGUCUCUGGUUUAACUGCCUCAUGUUGUUGCCUUUGGACCAUGCUGUUGUCUGGAGGUUCACCCCUAGAGCCUGAGAGAAAGAGAGGGGGAAAAGGGAGUUCUUGGCAGGUCCUAGAGGAGGGGAAGGGUUCCACUCAACUCCUAUGCCACUGGAGGAACUUGUGAAAGGCCUGUAUGCAUGGGACAACACAGCUGUUAACAAUGUGUCAUUCUCUGGCUGCAAAAUGUCACAAAACCACCCCAAAUGACACCAAGCACAUACCACGGCUCACUGCUUAUUUAUCCUUGUUUCUGUUCAUCCAUUCAGUAUGAAGUUGUAUUAACCCAUUGUCCCAGCAUACUUGCAUGGCCUUGUAUCCUACUGGCCUCGGGCAGCUAAUGACAUAAAACUGAAAGAAUAUGCAUGGAAUGUUUUUUAGUGUCUCAUGAUUGGUUUUGCAUGUGUGCACCUGUCACGUGACGCAACUGAAGUCAUUUAGCAUGGGACCACAUCUCAUCAGUUUCCAUCCGCUUGCUGGCCAUAACAGUCAAUGUCUUAUUUAUAGUACAGGCACAGAAGCUACAGGAGAUUACUUUCUGUUCUCUCUUUUAUUUUCCAAGGGCAGAAGCCGGUUUUGACUGACGUCCAGACAGAGUUGGAUAGAAUGACUCGCAAACCGGACUCCAUGGUUACAGCUAACAACACCACCAACAGAGAACGAAGCGUGAACGCAACAACAGCAUUGUCCACUGCAAAUACUCUGGAAAACAAACACACAAGCAUAAAAAAAACGAAAUAUGACCAAAUUCCCAAUGUAUAGAUCAGUUAGCAGACUGUUUCGCCAAAUGAGUUUGAGAUGCUAUCAGCUAUAUUGGUUAUAUUGGUAAGAUGGGGACAGAACGAAAGGUGGAGGUUUGGAGAAGGAGGAUGUUGAAGACUUGGCAGUAUCUAUCCUUAUUACUUCAAUUGUAAUGGUUUUUUUGCGAGGGAUGUCAGGUUAAGUAAUGCGUGCGCACUCCUUGGGAGGCAACCAAAUCCCCUGGUCUGGGAGCCCUCAGUUAGCAAGGGGAUACACCCUCCCUCACAAGCUUAAAGAGUGGAAAAGUGCUGUGGCCUCUUGUUCAGCUAAUCUUAUGGAAGGAAAGCGGUUGCGAUAAGAACAAUUAAACCCUAAAUAUAUUCAUUUAAAAAAUGAAAUACUUGCAAGCGUAUGUAUUAUGUAAAAAAGGUUAGAGAUGAUACUGAUGUAUUUAUAUAUAAAAAAAAAAUCGUUAUUUUCUUUUUUUCUGCACUGUUAGAAAAGGGUUUAGAUAGCUAUAUCUCAUAACAUGUUAAACUCCACUGACGUCAUGACACUAAUGUGACAAAUACAGAUAGCUGAUAGCAAACAGUGCCGUCUGCCCACAAAAUGGCAGGUCCAACUAGUCAUCUUUAAGGAUUCUGUAAAUAUCAGCGAAAUUGCAAUUCAAGCUUUGGUUUUAUUUUGUACAAAAUGCAAUUCUUUUACAAAAUUAUGAAGAAAUGUCUGGGAUAAAAUGAGCAUUGUUGGGAUUGGCAAGUGUAGAGUUUGCAAGGAACGCUCUUUUGGCUAGAGGUGUUUUAGGGGGCAGCAUCUUUCCUACUAUAACUCCCAAGUGCCUGGCACAGUAACUGUUUGUGUCAUAGUGGAGCUGCUUGUCUACUUAAAGAGGAAAUGCACUGUAGCACCAACGAUAAAAGGUUGUUGUCCAGUUCGGUCAUUCAAGUAAUUUAUUUUGUUAAAUUUUUUUGUAUAAGAAGUCUGUGGUCUUUGCAUAUGGUUUCAAGAGAAAUGUAGCUUCCGUGGCCUAUAUGACAUUGUUCGCUUGAGCAAUAAUGGGAAUGCCUUUCAUUUUAUAAACUGUAAAGGUAUCUAGAUGCAGAUUUUUAGAAGCAACCACACGUUUUAGAGUAUUUGUGUCCCCCAGAUGAACACUUGCGUGGUUUAAACCACUCACUUGCGCGGCCAAAUCAUAUGGAAAUCAAUAACUACGGUUUUAAUGAAAUGGGUUAUCCUUAAAAAGAAUUAUUUAGCUCUGUUCAUUUUCAGCUUCAAAUGUUUUUAUACAAGCUAUAUGGCAGGUCAGGUUAAACAUUCCCGAUUUCUACAUGAUGUAGAAAUCGUGUCCCAGUAGGAAAUUGCAAUGUCCACAGAUCUUUUGUGUGAUCUUCAGUGCCCAUUUACAAUGUUGAGUUUUUGCCUUCAGUGUACGUACAGUUCACAAUUUGUCCAUCUGUGUACCCUGCCUUCACUCAGGGUAGAUGUUAGUCAAUAUUAUCAGCCUUUGCUUGUGCCCUUUGUAGGUUUUAAUUGUCCUAGUUCUGCCAAUGUUUUUUGUUAAUUUUUGAAAAAUUACAUCCACUCUAAUACUGUACCAUAUCAAAUUAUUUGUAAAAAUCACAAGAUUAUUUGAUUAAUCACAAUGAAAUAACUAGAUGAUCACCCUCAAAUCUACCUACAGUCUAGCUAUGGUUAAUUUGCAGAUCAGCAAUUGUAACAUUGAUUUCAUAAACUGUAAGAGCAGCUACUUGGCUUUUAAAACAACCUACAACAACAACGGAAACUACAUAGAAUUGGAACCUGGAACCAAAGAUGCAGCAAUCAGUGUGUUCUGUUUUGUGUAGAAUAGUCUCAUUUGAUUCCCAGGUGACCAUCUCCCCUGGCCCUGUGUGGAACACCCAUCAUUCCAAAGUACAGUCUAAGGUGGUCCGUGUACUUAACCCCUACUUGAGUUGCCAGGCUAACUCAUUUAUUUAUUUAUUUUGCUCUGUAAGGGAAAAAAACCACAAGACCAAGAGGUGUGCAGUCUACUUUAUUUUGUAUGAACUAAUCUCUUGUAAGAAUAAGAUGAGUACUGGCUGGAUUUUGAUUCUAUCAGAAUGAAGUGCUUAUUUUAUCUUCAUUGGGCAGAAAUGUGCAUCUAAGAUCUGUUGCUGAAAUUCAAGCACAAUAUUGGGACAGCCAGGAGUAUUUCCUUAUGUUGAAAUAAUCACCUUCAUUUGGAGAGUUGUAUUGAACCCCCAGAUGUUAUUGUUUAAACUAGAGAAUGCAUACUUCUCUUCCUGCCUGCUUAGAAUGUGUAUUGAUGAAUUACUCACAAAUGUGAUGCACUUAAUAUUGCGUUAAUAUUUUUGGGAUUAGCAGUAUAACGAACAUGGCCCUGGCAGUCAAAUCUGCUCCAGAAUUUUAAAACUAGACCUUUUCUGAGAUUUUUAAGAAAUUAUCCAAAUAAACUAAAAUGCUCCUUAGUUUUUCAUGUGUAUUUCUGUCACACCUGCCCAUUGCAGAGCAUCUCCUUAGUAUUAUUCUGUUAGAUUUUUCUGCACAACAAUGGUUGCUGUUUGCAAGCAUUAUUUUGCUUAAAUUAUAUAGGACAGAUAUCUUUAGGGUGGUAACAGCCUAGAAAUUCAUGAACUAGUUCACUCUGUUUGUCUCCACAUAGUUACUAUACAUCUGCAUUAGCCAAACAGAAAUCUGGAUGUUUGGCUAGUACAUCAAGGAAAAGUACUAUCACGCUGCUUGAUUUCAAAAUUGCAUGUUUUUGAUGAUUGGAUAUCCCCAAGAUUGAAUGAAAAACAGAUCUUGUAAAAAAAAGUUCACGCUUAAGUUAAAAGCGACUGCUCUAUACAUCAUCUUAGUGAUAUGCCUUCAGCCCUUGAAAAUAUACACAUAUAGGAUAUUUGAAAAGCUUUUGCUUCCAGUCCUUUUUAUUCAGGAUAUAAAAACCUUUUAACCACAUGGAGUACUGUGUUUGUGCCCUGGACAUAUUCAAAUGAGUGUGAUUGUAUGGCUUUAACAUGAUUCAGUAUGCAGCCAUGUGGUAUGUCGCUUUUUGUGCCGACAAAGAUAAGGAAAAGUGUCUGUCAGCCUUGGCUUCAAUAAAACAAAGAAUCCAGA
Molecule: messenger RNA, 17043 nt
Organism: Coregonus sp. 'balchen'
Lineage: Eukaryota; Metazoa; Chordata; Actinopteri; Salmoniformes; Salmonidae
Source: the annotation of a GenBank genome assembly